AGUCCCAAGCUAGAAGCAGCCAUCACAGAACUCUACUCAUUCUUGGCAGGAUGGCUUCUCAUCAUCUGCUCCUCCUCUGCCUCGCUGGACUGGUAUUUGUGUCUGAGGCUGGCCAUACGGGAUACAGCUGUCCGCUGAUGGUCAAAGUUCUAGAUGCGGUCCAAGGCCGUCCUGCCAUCAAUGUGGCUGUGAGUGUGUUCAAAAAGGCUGCUGAUGAGACCUGGGAGCCAUUUGCCCUUGGGAAAACCAGUGAGUCUGGAGAGCUGCAUGGGCUCACAACUGAGGAGAAAUUUGUGAAAGGGAUAUAUAAAGUGGAAAUAGACAGCAAAUCUUACUGGCAUAACCUUGGCAUUGCCUCAUUCCAUGAGCACGCAGAUGCAAUGUCACCGGGGAAAUGGCAGGGGCUUGUUUGACUUCUGGGGCCCACAAGUCACCAAGGAAGACUCCAUCUACCAAGAAGCAUGUCCUUAUUACCGCUCAGUCAGGCAGCAAAACACAGAGCCCAGUCAGGGCAGGAGCAGCGUUUCAGUAGUGCCCAGCACAAGACAUCGCCCUGGAGUCUCAGCCCCUACCCUUGAGUAGUGGAUCUCCCUCCUUGAGACCGUUGCCUACCUAAGACCUGGGUCUUAGGGACCUGAUGGGACCAUCUAAAAAGGUUCAUUGCCAUACUGCCCACCUGUUGUUCUUUCAUUAGAUCUUAGCUUCCUUGUCUGCUAUUCACUCUUGCAGUAUUCAUUCAAGAAACAUUAAAAAAUAAAAAAAAUAAUAAAAGCAUUCUAUGUGUGGAGCACUCUGCUAGAUGCUGGAGAUUUGGAAAUGAAAAUGCAUCCCUACCCUUGGAAUGGAGGGAAAAGGACUGAUGUAAGACAGAUUAGGCAGGACUGUCAGCCCAGCUGGAGGCCUGAAUAAAUAUGGAGAUCAAGAGAGAGCAAGUAGAGAGAGACGAAGCCCAGCGCCUCACUUUAUCACUGGUGCAUGGUAGGUUUCGUGCAGCUUCUUCUGAUAAAUGCCUCCUUCGGAACUGUUCACGUCUACCUUGGCCAGCGAGCCAGGUGGUCAUAUUAGAUUUACCAAGGGAAAUUGGAAACUUUUAUUUGGAGCUCUUAGGCCUCUUCACUUCAGGGAUUUUUUUUCUUUUUUUUGAGAUGGAGUUUCGCUCUGUCA
Molecule: messenger RNA, 1164 nt
Organism: Saimiri boliviensis boliviensis (Bolivian squirrel monkey)
Lineage: Eukaryota; Metazoa; Chordata; Mammalia; Primates; Cebidae
Gene: TTR
Product: transthyretin
Biological process (GO): purine nucleobase metabolic process
Molecular function (GO): thyroid hormone binding
Source: RefSeq, a predicted model, not a curated record